Dermacentor albipictus is the source of this 2320-nucleotide messenger RNA. Its product is annotated as protein O-mannose kinase-like. The record is from RefSeq and is a predicted model, not a curated record. Gene Ontology annotation, cellular component: endoplasmic reticulum membrane. Gene Ontology annotation, molecular function: carbohydrate kinase activity; phosphotransferase activity, alcohol group as acceptor. Lineage: Eukaryota; Metazoa; Arthropoda; Arachnida; Ixodida; Ixodidae. Gene Ontology annotation, biological process: carbohydrate phosphorylation; protein O-linked glycosylation.
AACAAACACGUUCGAAACCAAUUUUAUACUGAUGGAAUUUUAAUUUUGGUAAAUGACUGCAGGGUUGCAGCAGCAGCCAAGGCCACCAGCAAGGCAGCAAUGUCUAUUCAACCAAUUCAACUGCAGGCGCGAGUUGCGAUGUUGCGGGGAAGGUUAUGUGCGCGUGCUUGAAAAGUUCAUUUUCGUGUAUAAUUUUUUUUUACAUGCGUUCGCGUAGUACUCUAUAUGUCAAGCUUUGUGUGCUGUGCAUCGUCUUGUGUGUGUUCAUUUGGCGCUAUUCAAGGAAAAACGGCGAACGUGCGGCGGUUUGUUGGGAGGACGUGACGGAUGCCGAGAGGUUGUCGUGCAGGCCCGUGUGUCCCAGCGGCACCUUUGGGCUCCCUGGAAUGUCUUACUGUCAUGAUCUGUUGCUUUGCAAGGAUAUCAAGUAUGAAGUUCACGUACUGGACUUGCUAGCUUCGGGAACUGUAAAAAAUGUAUACAUUGCGAAAUGGAAACACCACACUGUGGUCCUGUCAAAUUUGACUGAAGCUCGACUUGAGCCAGACUUUCAGCACAAUUUACAGAUGUACCAACUUUUAGGCAAUGUUGAUUACACACCUCAAUAUAUUGGAUCCUGUAACAACACACUUGUCACAGAGUACUUUACUCUUGGUUCUGCUGCAGAGUUGCACAGCCUUUUCGACACAAAACUUGUUAGGUACAACGUCCUGUCACGACGCUUUUCCCUGUGCCUCAGCUAUGUUACCAUCCUGAAGUACCUCCAUACCCACAGUCGUGUUAUGUGCGACUCAAACACAUUGUUGAAGGCACUGUCACAAUACUUGAUUUACCCUGACUUGACUUUGCGACUCAAUGACAUGGACGCUCUGCCGUAUGCCACUCAUACUGAGAAGGCUGCCUGCGGUUCACCACCACUGCAAGGAGAACUGCUGGCACCAGAACAGCGAGGAGCUCUGCUGCACGAAUCACUGUGCACAACAGCAUGUGAUAUUUGGAAGAUUCCAGAUGUCUGUCUCUGGUUUCUGGGGAAAACAAGAGAAGCUGAAAGUUUUAAGUUUCAUCUGUUCUCAAUUCAUCGUCGAUGCAAGUUGCAGAAGCCAGAACAACGACCCAGUGCAGAGCAAGUUCUAAAGGACUAUCAGAGAGUUUGGCAGGAGUGGAUGCGAGGUCUUUAAAUUGAACUGUAAUAUUCAAUAGUCACAGCACAACAACACUUGUGAACGGGCAUGCUUUUGUGGACUUGCCUGCUUUUGGAGACAUUCACUGUUCGCAUGGUGUAUGCUGAACUGGAUACGGGGGGAGGGGGGGUAUUCUGUAAGUGUCCACCUAGUGGACCUGGCCAUUUCAUCUGCUGCUGAAGUUCUGGUUGGCUGGGCUGGGUUAUGCGUUUGGAGGAGACAGGUGCCCCCCAGCCAAUAAGCACUUCACCAGUAGAUGGAAUGGGCAUGUCCACUAGGUGGACACUUACAGAAUACUCCCCCCCAGUACUACAUUUGUCAAGGACACAUGGUAUACAGCUGUUACAGCAGCUGUGGAUUGAAAAGUUCCUGUUUGCCAAUCUUGUGGUUAUGCAUGAGUUGUGGCUGUAGCAUGAGUGUAACAUAAGCGUCAAGUAAAUGGAUGAUUUAUUAGACAGUUCUUUGCUUGCACAGAGACAUGCAUUUGUUUUAAGUUGAAUUUCUACAUAGAGGAGUACUCGUGUAACAUAUUCAACUUAUUCUUUUGCAUUAAAUGAAGGUUCAAGUCUUCCUAACUUUAUAAGAAAUACUAGCAAGCACCAGAACGCUCUAAACAAUUUACUAUAAUACUUAUUUUUACGAACCAGUUCUAGUUUCACCAGUCACGAGGCAGGUGUGUCAUGAAGUCGCAAAUCUGCCCUUAUUACGCACGGUUAGCACAUUCUGCUCUGUGUCAUGAUGUCACGAUGAUGCUAGGUCCAGCUCUUCAAGGCAACUUUAGUAUUAAACAAACCUUUGCAAUUGCCAAGUGCGAUUCCUUUAUGUGCGAGAAGUGUGUGGCAGAGUUUCUACAAGUUCUAAAAUAUGUGUCGGUGCUCCUCUUGGCUUCCGCUUUGCUAUGAAAUGGCUAAACCUCCUCCUGCAUGGCUGCAGCUGCAUGUGAGAAGUACCUUGACUGUGGAAACAGUGAGUUUAAAACUUUCCAGAGCCUGCCACCUAUGUUGGAAAAUAUGCUAACAUGUUCUGGUAGCCUUACUGCAUACGUAAACUUCACCUAAUGGCUACUGUGUGUAAACAUCUGCUCUGGCAUACUUACUGGAAUUGCUAAAUAAAGCUGAUGAGUGAUUUCUGUGACCUAC